CACGACCUCGCGUAACCUGUCAUUGCAAUCCGAGCAGCGCCUGCUGCAACGUGAACGUGCGGUCUGCUGCAAACGGGAGCGAGUUUAUUGCUUCUGGACGGAAAAUGUUUGUGCAAGCUUGUGAUUUCAGCGAUUCUACAUCCAGAACACAUUGUUUAAACACAGUCACAACAACAACAACUAUAUAUUGUGUUUCUUCAAAUGUGUAUAAAUGAGCUAGUUACUUACUCUUAUUAGGACGUUAGUAUUGUAUGUACUCUUACUAUAUUGUGAUUAUCGAACUGUGUACAUGGACAUAUUUUAGUAAAAGUUGCUCUGAAGGUAUUGUAUAUUUUAUCUGCUCUUACUGCAUUGUGAAAUAUGUAUAUUUUGUGAGAGCUGUAAGUCGCCCUGAGUGAGGGCGUCUGCUAAGAAAAUGAAUAAGAAAAAGAAGAAAAACAACAACAACAAAACGCAACGGAAUUAUUUCUUAAAUCGUGAAGUCACGCCCGUGACGAGGACAAUAGAAACAUGUCAUCUUAACGAAGAUUAUGGAUCCAACAAUGUACAGGGAAAUAUUACUGUACAAGACAAUGGGAAAAUACCCCGAGAAGGCCAGGAAGGGGGGAAAAUUCAUCAUCCGGAGGCGUGCAGGACAAUAUGUGGUUCAAGAUGGAGAGCUCUAUUAUAUAUGUAAGAAGGGUACAGAGCCAUCAAUGAAGGUGAAGGUGGUCAAAGGCACUGAAGAGGCAGACAGUCUCUUCCUGGAAUUUCAUGCAAGUGCUAUAGGGGCACACUGUGGCCAACACAGAACCAGAGAGGCAAUUUCCUCCAGAUAUUACUGGCCUGGAAUGGGUUCCAGUAUUGAUAAUUGGCUGCCGUCCCGAGAGCCAGAGGGGGUGGAGCUGCAGUCCCGAGAGCCAGAGGGGGUGGAGCUGCCGUCCCGAGAGCCAGAGGGGGUGGAGCUGCAGUCCCGAGAGCCAGAGGGGGUGGAGCUGCAGUCCCGAGAGCCAGAGGGGGAGGAGCUGCCGCCGCCCGAGCAAGAGGGGAAAGAGGUGAAGAGCCCGCCUCCACCACAGCCCCGACCACCACCCCUGCGGUCCAGUCCGGCACCGCCGCUGUGUGCGGUCCCUCGCCCCUUGCUCCUGGACACCCUUCCGGUUUGCUUGGACCUCCCUUCGCUAGACCUGGAGCCCAGGAGUCUGCAGAACCGGUCACAGUUCUCCACCUGGUUCCAUGCUCCGCUCCUCCCAAGCACCAAGACGUCGCUGCGCUGCUCCCAGACGGCGCUUGAGCUCCCCCUGGUCACUACUUUGCUCCCCCUGGGUGAUUGGACGUCGCUGCACCGGGCCCCGGCUGCAGACCUCCAGUGCCCCGGUUGUCGCGCCGGUCGCCCCUGACAAACCAGUGGGGUCCCUCGUCACAGGUGCGCGGUCCCUACCUGGCGGGGCCAGAACAUGGACCGGCCCACCCUCAAGUCCGCCCAUGGAAGAGGGUGAAAAGAGACAUUGAUGGACUCGAGGGUGGGUGGUUGUGUUUUAGGGGAGGAGGUGGCCGUCGAAUGGCCGGUGUCUUGAAAAGACAAGGGGGGGGGGAUAUGUGAGACAGCAGGGAGGGGGUUAAAGCCUCCCUGAAGAAAAACAUGUGCGGAAUGCACAUUUGUUUAGUUUAUUUGUUUUUGUUUAUUGUUUAAUUGUUUUGCCUUAUCGUUGAAUUUAAUUUGUUAAUUAUUUUAUUAUUAAUUAUCCCCUGCACCUGGUAAAUAUUGUCAAAUUAGGACCAGGUGCAGGGUAUUUAAGGGAGGCAGUUAGUCUGCUCAUGGCUGCUGAAUAAAAGGAGGCAAUAAGAGGUGCUCUGCUUCCGAGCAGUCAGGAGGAAAAGUAAGCGGUGUAAACCUGUGUGAUAUGGUCUGUUUGUGGUGUUGUGUUUGGUGGGGUGUCAGGGUGUUCCCGAAAGUUUAGUCACUGCUCAGAAAGAGCUAGGUGUUUAUUUUGUUUUGUUUGUAUUAAAAAUAGCGCGUCAGCGCGGGAAAAAAAAUCCAUUCCUGUGUCUUGGGUUGUGGUUUUAAA
This is a messenger RNA of Acipenser ruthenus (sterlet), 2048 nucleotides long. Its product is annotated as protein PIP82-like. Lineage: Eukaryota; Metazoa; Chordata; Actinopteri; Acipenseriformes; Acipenseridae. The record is from RefSeq and is a predicted model, not a curated record. The transcript is spliced from 5 exons. Bases 531 to 1379 code for a protein of 282 amino acids.